AUGCUAGAUUCAAACUUCAACGCUAAACUUGGUGAUUUUGGGUUGGCUAGACUUGUUGACCAUGAAAAAGGGUAUCAAACAACGGUUCUGGUAGGAACAAUGGAGUACAUGGCACCUGAAUGUGCAGUCACAGGCCAAGCUAGUAAAGAAUCAGAUGUGUAUAGUUUUGGGGUAGUAGCACUUGAAAUAGCCUGUGGGAGAAAACCCAUUGAUGUAAGGAUGGAGGAGAGUAAGAUCCGGAUGGUUGAGUGGGUGUGGGAGCUAUAUGGGAGAGGAAGCUUAUCAAAGCUGUGGACCUGA
Molecule: messenger RNA, 300 nt
Organism: Thlaspi arvense
Lineage: Eukaryota; Viridiplantae; Streptophyta; Magnoliopsida; Brassicales; Brassicaceae
Source: the annotation of a GenBank genome assembly